AUGGGCGUGCCGCGGGCGCUCGUGAGCGCUAUCUCCGAGCUAUCUUUGAAGGACGCCACAGUCGGCGCCUUCGCUGUAGCCUUUGCGCCCGCUGCGGCCGCCGCCCACGCGUGCGCUCGGGCGCUCGUGAGCGCUAUCUCCGAGCUAUCUUUGAAGGACGCCACAGUCGGCGCCUUCGCUGUAGCCUUUGCGCCCGCUGCGGCCGCGGCCCACGCCAGGCGUGCCUCGGGCGCUCGUGAGCGCUAUCUCCGAGCUAUCUUUGAAGGCGUGCCUCGGGCGCUCGUGAGCGCUAUCUCCGAGCUAUCUUUGAAGGACGCCACAGUCGGCGCCUUCGCUGUAGCCUUUGCGCCCGCUGCGGCCGCCGCCCACGCCAGGCGUGCCUCGGGCGCUCGUGAGCGCUAUCUCCGAGCUAUCUUUGAAGGCGUGCCUCGGGCGCUCGUGAGCGCUAUCUCCGAGCUAUCUUUGAAGGACGCCACAGUCGGCGCCUUCGCUGUAGCCUUUGCGCUCGCUGCGGCCGCGGCCCACGCCAGGCGUGCCUCGGGCGCUCGUGAGCGCUAUCUCCGAGCUAUCUUUGAAGGCGUGCCUCGGGCGCUCGUGAGCGCUAUCUCCGAGCUAUCUUUGAAGGACGCCACAGUCGGCGCCUUCGCUGUAGCCUUUGCGCCCGCUGCGGCCGCCGCCCACGCCAGGCGUGCCUCGGGCGCUCGUGAGCGCUAUCUCCGAGCUAUCUUUGAAGGACGCCACAGUCGGCGCGCUGUAGCCUUUCUGCGGCCGCCGCCCACGCCAAGCGCUAUCUCCGAGCUAUCUUUGAAGGACGCCACAGUCGGCGCCUUCGCUGUAGCCUUUGCGCCCGCUGCGGCCGCCGCCCACGCCAGGCGUGCCUCGGGCGCUCGUGAGCGCUAUCUCCGAGCUAUCUUUGAAGGCGUGCCUCGGGCGCUCGUGAGCGCUAUCUCCGAGCUAUCUUUGAAGGACGCCACAGUCGGCGCCUUCGCUGUAGCCUUUGCGCCCGCUGCGGCCGCGCCCACGCCAGGCGUGCCUCGGGCGCUCGUGAGCGCUAUCUCCGAGCUAUCUUUGAAGGACGCCACAGUCGGCGUGCCUCGGGCGCUCGUGAGCGCUAUCUCCGAGCUAUCUUUGAAGGACGCCACAGUCGGCGCCUUCGCUGUAGCCUUUGCGCCCGCUGCGGCCGCGCCCACGCCAGGCGUGCCUCGGGCGCUCGUGAGCGCUAUCUCCGAGCUAUCUUUGAAGGACGCCACAGUCGGCGCCUUCGCUGUAGCCUUUGCGCCCGCUGCGGCCGCCGCCCACGCCAGGCGUGCCUCGGGCGCUCGUGAGCGCUAUCUCCGAGCUAUCUUUGAAGGCGUGCCUCGGGCGCUCGUGAGCGCUAUCUCCGAGCUAUCUUUGAAGGACGCCACAGUCGGCGUGCCUCGGGCGCUCGUGAGCGCUAUCUCCGAGCUAUCUUUGAAGGACGCCACAGUCGGCGCCUUCGCUGUAGCCUUUGCGCGUGCCUCGGGCGCUCGUGAGCGCUAUCUCCGAGCUAUCUUUGAAGGACGCCACAGCGUGCCUCGGGCGCUCGUGAGCGCUAUCUCCGAGCUAUCUUUGAAGGACGCCACAGUCGGCGCCUUCGCUGUAGCCUUUGCGCGUGCCUCGGGCGCUCGUGAGCGCUAUCUCCGAGCUAUCUUUGAAGGACGCCACAGCGUGCCUCGGGCGCUCGUGAGCGCUAUCUCCGAGCUAUUUUUGAAGGACGCCACCGUCGGCGCCUUCGCUGUAGCCUUUGCGCGUGCCUCGGGCGCUCGUGAGCGCUAUCUCCGAGCUAUUUUUGAAGGACGCCACAGUCGGCGCGCCUCGGGCGAUGCGGGAUUCGUCAUGGGGGACGGCGCCGUGAUGGAGUGCUGCUUCAGCCCGUGGGACGCCGGCAAGCACGCGCAGGCGAAGUACAACGGGCAAUGCCAGCGGUGUUCGCCAGUGCGCAUGCAGACAAUUUGCAAGACGCAGCGGCUUUCCAAGCUGGCGUCUCACAGCCUGGCGAAUCUUCAGAAGCUCGACGCGGGCAUCUACGAUAUCGCUGUGGAGAGGGUGGCCAUGUGCGAGGGCGGAGACGAGCUCAUCUCCCGCGCCAAGGAGAUCGUCGCGAAGAACCAGCAGGCCGCGGCGCCAGCGAAGGAUCCGGUGGAUGACCAGGGCGACGUCGUCAUGGAGCUUGUCGAGGAGGUGCCCGGCGGCGCGCCGGACGCAGCGGAGCUGCCGCCGCCGCCGCCUGCUGUGGAGCGCACAGGGAAGCGCUUGUGCGAAGGGUACGCCCUCGGGCGCGCCAUGGGGCGCAAGCUCAAGGGCAAAGGCGACUGCGGCGUGUGCGCUUUCUCCAGGGCGGAGCCCAGCGAACGUGCCCUUGCCGCGGGCGGUCAUUGUGUCUUCUGCACGCCUGCGCGCAUGAAGGAGGCGGCGCAGAAUUUCAUGAAGAAGAAGCACGUCAUGGCCGACCUGAACAAGUUCAAGCAGGCGAGCGCGGCUCUCCAUGCGAAAGCGCUCGGGAGGCUCCGCAGGCACCUGACGUUGCAUGACUACAAGGUUCUUGUAACUCCACACCAUUGCUGCCGCGGGGCGGGAGAGCACGCGUGCCCGUUCAGCACAGCGAAUCCGGGUCAGCCAGCGCGCGUGCUGAAGGAGGACAAGCACCUGUGCAGCUGGUGCGACCCGCAGAGGCUGCGCGGCAUGCAGGGCGUCAAGCGCAGCGGCUUGCUGAAGCAAUUGAAAGCCUUUCGCGAGAAGGACGAGGCUGUGUUCGACAAGGCCGAGGCAAUCCUAAAGAGCGUCUACGGCGACGACUACGUGGCGCAGAUGCGGAAGAAGACGGUUCGCCAGAAUCAGCAGGCGGCCCGCGCUCAGAGAGCCCGGAGGCGCAGCGGGAAGACCGAUUGGCCAGAGAAGCUCAAGAGGCGCGCUCUGCAGAUGCAGAAUCCAGCGGACGACAGGGAGGCGCGGAAGAAGUUCCGGAGACUCACCCUGGAGAACCACAAGAAGGUGGAGAACUCGUUCUUCAAGGACAAGGCCGAGAGGAGAGUCCGCGGGCGCGCCGACGAGAUCCCCAAGGGAGAGGAGUUGGACCCGCCGCUGGAGGCAGCGCGCUUCAGCGAUCUCUCCAAGGGGUUGGAGUCCUGGGCUCUGCGCGGCUCCUGGGGGAUGUGCAAGGAGUGCAGCGUCCUGCAGCCGCGCCCGAUGCACGAGGUCGACAUGUUCCGGGACGCCAGCGAGGAGAUCUCGAAGAGCGCUUGCCGUCGGUGCAGCGCCUCCCGCAAGAUGUUCGUGCCGCUGCCGGAGCAGGUGCCGAAGAAGCUGCGCGGGCUCUCCGAGGAGGCCGUCGAGGCGCUGAGUCCCAUUGACAUUGAUGUCGGCCCCGAGACGCGGUCCACCGACAAGUUCGGGCGGCCGAACGGGUAUCGGAAGAAGGUGAAGAUGAUCACCUUUUAUUUCUCUCGCUGGCAUGUGCGUGACAAGAUCAAGGAGAUCGAGGACAAGGAGAUGCGCCACAGGGCGAAGAGGGCGCUGGAGUACCUGCUGUCAUGCGAGGACUCCUCGUAG
Messenger RNA from Prorocentrum cordatum, 3570 nucleotides. NCBI's taxonomy places the organism in Eukaryota, Dinophyceae, Prorocentrales, Prorocentraceae. The record is from the annotation of a GenBank genome assembly.